AUGACUGGCAAGAAAACAGAAGCUCCUGAACAGAAUAAAGCACAGAAAACUCUUGGGAGUCCACAAGGCACAAUGCCCCAACGGGUCGGACUAGACCCUGCUGCCCAAGAAGCCGGGGAUGGAAAGCUGUGGAUUUUCGAUCUUGUGGCGAUUGCUUGCGUUUCGUUAGCACUGAAAAUGAGGAAAACAGAUUACUCUGUUUCUGAUCUUAUUCAAGAUGGAGACUUCAUGUUUGAUUCGAGCAUGAUCAACCGAAUGGAGUUGCUAAUUCUUGGAGCUUUAAAAUGGCGUAUGCGCUCAGCAAACCCGUUUUGUUUCUUGAACUAUUUCAUCACAUUCUUCAUGUUCAUCGACAAGCAUUCGGUUCCGAAUUUGAAGAAAAGGGCCACCGAGAUAAUCUUGAAAGCUCCAAAUGAUGUCAAGUUGCUCGAGUUCAAGCCUUCGCUUAUCUCAGCUUCAGCACUCCUUUGUGCAGUUAGCGAUUUUUUUCCAUUUCAGUUUCCUUCGUUCAAAAAUGCUGUUUGCAGCUGUUCUUAUGUAGAUAAGGAGGAUUUUCUGCAGUGCUAUGAUAAGAUACAAGGUGUAGCAAGUGAAGGUUACGAGUCGUUGUGGGCCCUGGCACUGGGCUCUUGCACGGGCCGGGCUUUGCAGGACACUUCAAUUUCGGGCUCAAAGGUUGAUAAUAAUAAUAACAAUGAUGGUGACAAUUAGAAUUUAAGGCAUCAAAUAGAUGGAAAUGGUAUACAUAUAUUAAUAUACAUUAUGUUGUGGCCUUAGUGAAAGGGCUAUUAGAUUGAAUUGGAAAUGAUACAUAGACAAUAUGAAUAAGAAAGGAGACUUUAGUUUAAGGAGGACAAAGUAGAGGUUAUUUUGUGUCUUCUCAAUGUUACUUAAUGUUGUGGGGACAAAAUCUACUAUUGUCUUGGUUGGUUUUAAGGUUUGGAUGGUUGGGAGAUUCUAUAGUCAAUAUUUGAUUGAGUUGGAA
Messenger RNA from Striga asiatica, 985 nucleotides. NCBI's taxonomy places the organism in Eukaryota, Viridiplantae, Streptophyta, Magnoliopsida, Lamiales, Orobanchaceae. The record is from the annotation of a GenBank genome assembly.